Messenger RNA from Colletotrichum spaethianum, 630 nucleotides. RefSeq names its product putative copper-transporting ATPase HMA5. The transcript has 3 exons. Gene Ontology annotation, cellular component: COPI vesicle coat. The record is from RefSeq and is a predicted model, not a curated record. Bases 1 to 630 code for a protein of 209 amino acids. Gene Ontology annotation, biological process: retrograde vesicle-mediated transport, Golgi to endoplasmic reticulum; intracellular protein transport; intra-Golgi vesicle-mediated transport. NCBI's taxonomy places the organism in Eukaryota, Fungi, Ascomycota, Sordariomycetes, Glomerellales, Glomerellaceae.
AUGGCUCCUGGAAUGUCCCUUUUCUCCGUCAACGCGAUCCUGAUCCUCAGCAUCGAGGACGGAUCGCGGUUAUUCUCCAAGUACUACAGCGCACCCCACCACGCCGGCGCCGCGACACACAACGGUAGCGCUCGCCCUCCACCCCCUUUCAAUGCCCAGGCCCGGAGCUUCCCGUACCCCGAUGUAAAGUCGCAAAAGGCCUUCGAGAAGGGCCUCUUGGAGAAGACGGCGAAGCAGACUGGUGAUAUCAUCCUGUAUGACAACCGGAUCGUGCUCUACAAGAUGGAGUCGGACGUUAUGAUGUACGUUGUCGGAGGUGUCGACGAGAACGAGGUGCUCCUCUACAACGUCAUUUUGGCCCUGAGGGACUCCCUGCACCUGCUCUUCAAGCAAUCCGUCGACAAGCGCACAAUCGUCGAGAACUACGACCUUGUUUCCCUCGCUAUUGACGAGAUCGUCGACGACGGCAUCAUCCUGGAGACCGACCCGACCAUUAUUGUUCAGAGAGUCAGCAAGGCACCGGCGCAAGACGUCGACCUCCGCCGCAUCGACCUCAGCGAACAAGGUGUCAACAACCUGGCCCAGCUGGGCAAGUCGAAACUGGCGGACUGGCUGCGGCAAGGCUUGUAA